AUGGAGCAAAAUAACAGUGUAACUGAGUUCAUACUGUUAGGAUUGACACAAGAUCCUAAGAUGCAGAAACUGGCAUUUGUAAUCUUCUUCAUUUUCUAUGUGGGAACUGUGCUGGGAAAUUUGCUUAUUAUUGUGACCAUCAAAUCCAGCCAGACACUUGGAAGCCCCAUGUACUUCUUCCUAUUUUAUUUGUCCUUGGGUGAUACCUGCUUUUCAACGUCUACAGCCCCUAGACUAAUUGUGGAUGCUCUCUGUGCAAAGAAAAUCAUUUCUUACAAUGAGUGCAUGACUCAGAUCUUUGCACUGCAUUUAUUUGGUGCCAUGGAGAUCUUUGUCCUUGUCCUCAUGGCUGUUGAUCGCUAUGUGGCCAUCUGUAAGCCCUUGCAUUAUCCAAUCAUCAUGAGCCGGCAGAUCUGCAUCACCCUGAUUGUUCUUGCAUGGAUAGGGUCUUUUAUACAUUCUAUAGCUCAGAUUAUCCUGGCCUUGAGACUGCCUUUCUGUGGAUCCAAUUUGGUUGACCAUUAUUGCUGUGAUAUGCAGCCCUUGUUGAAACUUGCCUGCAUGGAUAUUUAUGCGACCAACCUCCUGGUGGUGUCUAAUAGCGGGGCUAUCUGCACAAGCAGUUUUGUAAUUCUGAUGAUCUCAUAUAUUGUCAUCUUGCAUUCUCUGAGAAACCACAGUGCAGAAGGGAGAAAAAAAGCUCUCUCCACUUCUCCUUGUCUGGACUACAUGCCAGCACUCAUGAUGAUAACAGUCCUGGGCUUGGCCAACCCAGCUGCUUUCUCGUGA
Molecule: messenger RNA, 789 nt
Organism: Equus quagga
Lineage: Eukaryota; Metazoa; Chordata; Mammalia; Perissodactyla; Equidae
Product: olfactory receptor 4C11-like
Exons: 2
Coding region: 1-789 (262 amino acids)
Biological process (GO): G protein-coupled receptor signaling pathway
Cellular component (GO): membrane
Molecular function (GO): G protein-coupled receptor activity; olfactory receptor activity
Source: RefSeq, a predicted model, not a curated record